AUGGCCGAUUUGUCGUGGCAUCGAUCUGUGCCCUCGAGCUCACAGUCCGCUGCCUCGGCGCCGCCUCCAGAACAAACGCCUUGGGAUUCGGAUUUCCAACCAUGCGCAUCAACCGCCUCCUUAUUCCUCUUUGCGCAGGGCUCCGUAAUCUUGUGUUUACACCACGACACACUGGCCGUUGAGCGCCGCUUUUCCCUUCACCAAGACAGAAUAGCCUUUAUUUCCGUCGACAAUAUCAGUGAGCGGGGAGCUGGUCGACUCGUCGUCAGCUACGACUACGCACAGACAGCUAUUGUUUGGGAUCUUUUCACUGGCAAUGAAAUUUCGCGGUUUGCCUCUUUCGAGCCUUUGCAUGUGGCAGCCUGGAUGCGCAAUGGCAACGUCGCCUUCGGGAACGGAAAGGGCGAAGUGAUCCUAUUCGAGCCUUCAACAUCGGAGCACAUUUCUGCCCGUACAAUAUUUGACCCCAUCACAGCACUAGCACCAAGCUCAGACUGUCGAACCUAUUCUAUUGGUUAUCAAAAUGGCUCGAUCUUGAUAGCCCACUUACACCCUAUUUUCACCAUUCUUCACACCCUGACCACUUCUCGCGGCCCAUCUCCGAUCAUUUGCCUUGCCUGGCAUGCUUCUUCGUCAAAACAAAGGUCCGAUAUGCUUGCAACGCAAACCCUCGAUGGUGAUCUUCGAGUAUGGAGUGUUGCCAAGCCCCCCUCGAAGGACUCUCCUCGAGUGAUCCGCGCCCUCAAGCGGAGCGAACCUUAUUCAACAGGACCCAAGUGGAUCGCAUGGUCUAAGAAUGGGAAAAUUAUACAGUAUUCUGACAGGGAAACAUGGGUUUGGGAUGUUCGAACGAAAAAUGUCACAUACGAAACGAUCCCCACCAUCGAAGACGUGCUUGGAAUGGCCAACUAUGGUCCUACGGCCACCUUGUUUUCCCUAGGCCCGAACGAUACUGUCCAGCAGUAUGAUGUAGACAAUCCCACCAUGGUUGCGAACGUACGCCAUCUUCCCCCAGAUCGUGCGCCUGCUGUCGUCGAAGAACCACCGUUAAGAUCAACAUCGCCGGCAUAUUUUAAUCAAAGCAAUGCUAUUCAAAGCGCUCACGGGUUCCGAGGCCCCGAAGUAUCCAUCCAUGAAGUGGCAACUCAACAACGCGCAAACAUGACCAGCCCAAUGUCAGUCCGCAGCCGGACCAACUCCAUCAGUUCACGGGCUUCAUCGGGCCGUGUCCGGCCCUUCUCGCCGCCGGUCAAAUCAUCAUAUAGCGGUACUACUUUUUCAAUGACUUCGCCACUUGGUCGCCAGCCUUCACAAGCCGGAACCUCAAUUGCGUACGGCUCUACUGCCUCGGUGGUCUCGUCAGUUCGCUCUCGCGGUGGCUCACGACUUCGGAAUGAGGUUACCCAGAGCCCUGCAGACAAACCACUGGAAGACCUCUUCCCUUUCACAAGAGCACGUCUCAAUGAUGUUCCUUAUAACCAACAGGCACCUCCGCUAGAUGAAUCUCGGCUCACUCCGGAUGAUCUCCGCCGCCAAAUGCUCAGGGUGGUCUUUGGGUGGGAAGGAGAUAUUGAGGAUCUCAUUCACGAUGAGUUAAAUCGACAUGCCCCCAGUAGUCAAAAUGCGAUUUUCCUUUCACGUUGGCUGGGAGACCACGACCCAAUGCAAAUAAUGAAUAUGCUCAGCUCAGGUCCUGUGAGCUCUUCUGCUUGGAUGUUCCUCGCUCUCAGCCAAAUGGGCGGCCAAGAACAAUCCAACAAGGUUGGCCAGACUUUCGUCCAGCGAUUGCUCGAAGUUGGCGAUAUCCAUGCAUCUGCAACUAUUCUACUUGCCCUCGGAGACAAAAACGAUGCGAUUGAAGUUUACGUAUCUCGUAGCUACUUUAUGGAAGCUAUUCUCAUGACUUCCCUGCUGUUGCCUGGUGACUGGCAGCGACUGUCAUAUUUGGUCCGUCGAUGGGGAGAGCACGUAGUCUCACAUUCCCAACAGCAGUUAGCUAUCCGAUGCUUCAUGUGCACAGGUGCCGAGCCGUCAGAGCCAUGGAGGUCCCCUACUGCUCCAAUCGCCCCUUACCACGACCUCCGUGUUACCUCGCCAGUCCCUGAACCACAGUCCCAGUCCCAAUUUGAGGAACAGCUGAAGUCUGAUCAAGCUAAUCGAAUGACGGUCAAAAAUUCGUCUCUCAAACUGAUAACUUCAUUUGGUUCUCAGCCAAACGAAUUCAAGUUCCCUGGUCUCAAAUCAGAUGAUCGUACUCCUACGAAUGCUCCUGGAAUAACGCCAAUUGCCGAAUCUGCCGUCGGAGAGUCUGCGCUUUCCCCAGGUGGACUGGGCUCAUACCGCCUCAACAACAUUCGAAAUAUUAACCAAGCAAUGUCCGCGAGGACUGCAACUCCAGGCUCGAUGCACCGGCAGCGGUUGCCUUCUAUCGGUGAGACGCCGGUCGACGUUCAACCACCAUCUUUCCCGCCAAGGUCGCUUACUGCCCCUCCUGUAGAGUCUAGCUCGCAGAGGGGAAAUAGUAACGAUUCUACCGCUGAAGAAAGUAAUGAAAAAGAUGGUGAUGCUCCGGUGCUUCUGUUGUCGUCAGCGCGUUACGAGCCUAGACGAGAUAGUCAUGGUCCAAGUCCGCAAACUGCUGUGCAAACAGCACCGAACAACUUCCAGGGUAUUAAGGGCCUCCCAUCUCCAGCCGCAGGAAUCUUUGACAAUUUUAAGGAGCAAUCCCUGGCCAGAAAUAGUUCUCAGAGCCGGAAGCCUGAGGGUCUCCAUAUUCAGUGGCCGCCAGUUGAUACAUCCGAACCAGAAACCGGUGGAUACCCUUCGUACUCGGAGAAUACCGAUAACGAUGGCAAAAGUCCUGCGUCUGUCUUCCAAAGCUUGCGUGCUAAUAAGAGCCCUAGCAUCAGCGGCCGUAGCAUUGAUCAAUAUAUUAACAGCCUUGAUGAGGCGAAUUACUACGCCAAACAAUUCCGUCGCCCCCACACAAAGUCGAACCGCCAUGGGGAGAGCAGUGGUAGUGAGCACCAGAACAUCUCUAGGAACGAGUCAGUGGAGUCGCGUGGUCGAACCAACGCCAGAUAUAUUACGCCAGCAAAGCGAUCUCCAUCUUCGCCGGUGCCAAUGUCUCCCGAGGAGUUUUCCAAGUACAACGUAAGCGUCGAGAGUCUUGGUACCGAAAAACCCAAGCAGAGAAGUAGAAGCCACCACAAAGGUACUUCACGCGGUCAACGAUCUACUUCCAGAGGAACGGAAAAGAAGCACAAGGCACGAAGUCGCAAUUCUAGUCGCCGCCACAGUCGAGGACGCAGUAGCGAUAGAAACAAGUCAACUCUACAAUCACCAACCUCACCACUGCCAAUGUCACCAUCCGAUGAGAUUCGAGGAUUUGGGGACAGCCUCCGCUUUGUCACAAGCGACCGUGAACGAUUACAACGAUCUCAACCGCGAAGUUCCAGUCGUCGUGCUGACAGAGCCACCAGCGCUCGACGUGACGGUUCGCCAGACAAACGACGCCCCAGAGCUAGAUCAAGCAGCCGUCAAGCCCGUGGUGCCCAUCCUGCCCCUGAGCCUACUCCACAGGUUACUCCUCAGCACCCACCACCAGAGCUUGUUGAAGAGUCCCAGAAGACAAUUCCGCCCAGUGACACUGCUCCUCUCAGCUCAGUAGAUCGUAUUAGGAAAGAAAUAGCAGCCGCAGAGCUUGAGGCUCGCCGUUUGUCUCUUGCACGGCGCCCGUCUGCACCCAAUAUUCCUCGUCCUGGUGAGUUCAAAAUGCUUACAACUACCCAAUCCGUGGGGGGUAAGGCUCCAGAAAGUCCUCCAUCGUCUGGUGGCUCAUAUGGUCAACGUAUGCGAUCCAAGAGCAAUGCCAGCAAGCGAUCACCAGAGCUUCCGAAUGGGUCUGACUCGAGUUCAUCCUCACGAGGCCGGUCCGGCUCCAUUGGCUUACCAGCGACUCCAAAGGCAAUGCGACAUCCUAAAUACAGCGACGGAUACAUCGAUGCAGAGGCACCUGCUGUGCCUGGAAUUCCUCUGACGCUUCCAAGUACGGUUUAUCAGGCCGAGGCAGCAAAAAUCAGCCGAUCAAUGUCGGUUCCUGUCAUUGAUUUUCAAAAGCCGGCACCCGUUGAUAUUCCCCAUCAUCCCCGGUAUAUUCCCAACCUUCCAAGAAGCAGGUCAACCAGCAGGUCUCGAGGUCCACGAGGACAUAACCGUAACGGUUCGCGUGAACUUGGGUCUGUUCCUUAUGGCCCUCCAGCUUCGGUAUCUGUCAACGUUGAAAACGAGAUUGGAGGAGACAAAGCAAAAGUGCCUCCACCAAUUAUUCCAGAACUACAACAUCUCAAUACGCCUCCACCUCCACCUCCUAUUCCCGGUGUUGCUGGGUCAAGGAUGAAGGAGGCAGGUUCUAUCACUACCGUGAUGGACAAUUCCCGAGCUGGUUACGAAAUUUCCCGACCCAUGACUACGGGUACUGAUUCUCGACACACGCGUAGGAUGUCGGCCGAUCACAGACGAGGCGGCAGUAUCAACGAAAGCUUCGCAACAAAGUUUAGAAACUUCACCGGCCGGAUGCGUAGCAACAGCCGUGGCCCCGGUGUACAAUCUCCACCGACAGAAUCCUCCGACAACACCACGGUCUCUCCGUACGAAAGCGUCCGGAUGCCAAUGGAGAAUGGGUUUUAA
Molecule: messenger RNA, 4689 nt
Organism: Talaromyces rugulosus
Lineage: Eukaryota; Fungi; Ascomycota; Eurotiomycetes; Eurotiales; Trichocomaceae
Exons: 5
Coding region: 1-4689 (1562 amino acids)
Biological process (GO): positive regulation of transcription by RNA polymerase II
Cellular component (GO): nucleus
Molecular function (GO): transcription factor binding
Source: RefSeq, a predicted model, not a curated record